This is a messenger RNA of Ziziphus jujuba (common jujube), 885 nucleotides long. RefSeq names its product ankyrin repeat-containing protein ITN1-like. The coding region runs from base 1 to 885 and encodes 294 amino acids. The record is from RefSeq and is a predicted model, not a curated record. Gene Ontology annotation, molecular function: protein phosphatase regulator activity; protein phosphatase 1 binding. The transcript has 2 exons. Lineage: Eukaryota; Viridiplantae; Streptophyta; Magnoliopsida; Rosales; Rhamnaceae. Gene Ontology annotation, cellular component: plasma membrane.
AUGGCAAGAAAGAUAGAUGUUGAGCAAAACAAGAGUCUAUUGACCAUGGAGAAUAAUGAGAAAGAUACAGCGCUUCAUGAAGCUGUUCGCUAUAAUCACUUGGAGUUUGUCAAGUUACUAAUUGAAGAAGACCCUGAUUUGGCAUCCAUAGUAAAUGGCGAAGGAGACUCUCCUCUUUUCAUGGCGGUGGAUAGAUGCUUUCACCAAGUUGCCCUGCACAUCCUAAGCAAUGCUCCAAACUGCUCUUAUCAAGGAAGGAACGGCAUGAACAUCUUGCACAUAGCCGCCAUUCGCUCCAAAAGACAUUUUGGGCUUCAGGUUGUUAAAAAACUUCAAGCUUUAACAUUAGAACAAGCUGAUGAUUGUGGAUGGACUCCUCUUCACUAUGCCGCACAUAUUGGCAAUGAGGUACUUGUUAAACGAUUUUUGAACAAAGAUAGUAAGCGCCUUCCUUUCUCAAAGAACAAAGAAGGUAUGUCUGCCCUUCACAUUGCAGCAAAGAGAGGACAAGAUGCUGUCAUUAGAGUGUUGAUGGAAAGUUGUCCAGAAGUUUGUGAGUUGUUGAAUAAAAACGGUCGGACAGCUCUUCAUAUUACGGUGGAAAGUAGAAAGAUUAUGGUGGUGAAAUUUUUCCAAGAACGGGCCAUGGCUUUUCAGGAUCUUAUAAACCUGAAAGAUUAUAAAGGAAAUACAGCUUUGCAUGUAGCCGCUAAUGUAGUAGAUUUCCAUAUUUUAAGAAUUCUUACAAACGACUCAAGAAUUGACAAAGAAGCUACAAAUAAGGACAAAAAGACAUUUGUUGACAUAAUCCUAACAAAUAAGGAGCUACAAGAUACUACAAUUGUAAGUUUUCUGGCACACAUGCUAAAUGGAACUGUAUAUUAA